AUGGCCGCUUCUUUGGGGCCGGGAAAGAGCAACAACGCGGCAACACAACCAGCAACAGGUACAACAUCGGAGUUCCGAGCUAAUCGUGAGGCAUCGUCAGCUGCAAAGGCUGCGCCUGACCUUUACAGUGCGUCUCCUGAUCGGCCGCGCGCUUUACUGCCCGAGGCAGAUCGGGAAAUCGCGGAAGCAGUAGCCCCCAUCUCUGGUUGUUUGUUGCUCGAAUGGCUUGCUACCCACUUCUCUUGCCGGCUCUUUGCCGACACAGGCCGCACACUCUGCCUCCUUCCGCAGCAGCUUCUUGAGGUGCACCCCUCUCCAGUUGUGGCACUGCUGGAGCGGCAGCAGGAGCACUUCAGUCGGGGCAAGGCACCUGCCCAAGUCACACUGGCGCAAAAUGAGCAGCAACAGCAGCAGCAUCCCCAGGUAUCUCCGUCGGCACGAAGUCUGCAGUGCAGUUCUGCGCAUGACAUGGCGCACAAAGACGCGAUUUCCACCUCUUCUGGGAGCUACAUUCCUGAAAUCCACACCUGCUGUGGCGAGGGCACCAUGCCCCCCCAUAGGGGAAACAGCAGCAGUGGGGGAGUAGACGUGCGUCGCUUGUGCCAGCGCAUGCGGGGGGUGAGGGGGGCUGCAUGGGUAUGCGCUGCUAAGGAGAUGGAGGAGAAACUUCGGGAUACCUUAGGACCCUGCACAUUGGAUGCCUUUGCGUGUCCUUUUGCCUUUGCAAUCAGCGAAACGGGCACAUGCAAUAUUUUUCCUCUCCCGCAAGAACCUGAUCAGCAACAGUCUAUGAAGAACUCAAGCUUCCAAGUAUGCCCCCCCGUCGGCUUUCUUCAGCUUUGCCAACAGGGAGGUGACCAAGGGUCACUCUCGGAGCUGCAAACGCUCUUGAAGGAGGCCCUUCUCGACCCGGCUUGGAGGUGCAGGCCUUGCCGUCCCGACGGUCUUUCAGAAGCCGCCUUCAGGGAGCUUUUCUUUUAUUUGUGGGGCCCAGCCGAUGCGUGUAUGGCGGCGGACGUUGCCGCUUGCCACAUCGUGCAAUGGCGUCUCUCCUUCAACUUUUGCAGCUCAUGUCCCACAGGGAGAUUUCGUGUCUACGAACACAUUCUGGAUUUUGCAACUAGUAACAGCAGCGGCGACAGCACUAGCACCAGCAACAACAGCGCCAACACACACAUUAGUUCUGCUUCGCAGAACAGUGCGGAGGGAGAGAAGACGCUUUCGGCUACCUCCGCAGCUUGCCGCUGCUGCUGCCUGCGCUGUUGCUGUAUUCAAAUGCCUCAAUCCGUUCUUGAAGCUGUGGCACGUGACGAUUUGCGCCUCGCACCGCAGUGCAAAAACGGUAUCAGCAGUAACAGUAGGGGCAAGCGCGGCCUGCCCGACCGGCUUCUCCAAUUUACUGAGGACUGGCGAAACUCUGAGCCAUCGAGUGAUGGGGAGUCGUGGUUGUCUGAGCUACCCUCUUCCCCAAGCUCUUCAGCUGACUCUCCUCGUAUGUCCCCUAGGGCGGACGCUGCAGAUGCAGAAGCUCUCGAGGGAAUCCAUGGCCUUCCGGCUGCUGCAGAAGCGCUACCUGUUCCUGGCUUGAGAACUGAGGGAGAAAAGAAAUCCAGCGAUACCCAGCAGAAGGGUGGUAAGGCCUGCGACGAGAGGCGGGGUGGAGGUCUUUCUGAUGAUGCAGUGAAUAAUGCCGUGGCUGCCUUGCAGCAGUGCCUGUCUGUAUGUAUUCCCAUGGCCGGAAGUCGCGUGACGCCCCUUCUCAACAAUAGCACACUGGACGAUGCGGGCUGGAUUGUCGCUGGAGCCCAUAAUGUUAAUGCUUCCCAGAUUACCGCGCAGGCUGCGUCGGUCCGUAGCUUUUUGGCAUUUGCGUGUACCGAAUCAUGGGAAGUGCUGUUACUUCUGCACGCCUCAGCCGCUGCAUCGCGCGCCCUUUCAGACCCUUUACAAGGCUGUGCAGAUGUCUGUUCUGUCCUGGGAGUCUCACUGGCCAACGGGAAUGUUGUACGGCGGCUUAGUGCGCGCCCUGAAGGGGUCUAUGAACAGCUUAUGCGGAAAGAGGAGAGCUCGCAGAAGGAAGAACUCGACUUCCUACUCUCCCCCUUGGAAAAAUCGCAUGCAUAUAUAAAGAUACCCCACUGCCUUACGCUGGUCGAGGCUUAUGAGUUGCAGAAGGGCAGGGAGUUCCGGGUCUUUGCUGCUGGACGGCUUCCAGUGGGGAUCAGCCAGCUGUGGCUGGCAGAGUGCGUGCCUGAAUUAGUCAACAGCGCUUCCUUGAGAAGAAGAACGAGGCGGGCUGUUUGGCAAUUCUUCCUGCGAACGCUUAGUAGACAGCCACUGCCGCCUCUCUUCGUCGCAGAUGUGUAUAUACAUCGCAACGCCGAUGGAACAGAGAGCUGCCGGCUGCUGCGACUGAACCCAUGGGGCUUCCAGACCGACCCGUUACUCUUCACAUUUGACGAGCUCAGAACAUCCGUGUUGAGGCGCUGCUGCACGUCCAUUCAGCUCUGCAACAGCUGCACCUCCUUGCUCUCCUCGAGAGAGGUCGCUUCCCCGGGGGCCCCUCCUCCGGGGCGGUGCAACUGCUGGGAACUCUGCGAACUGCGGUAUAUCCGUGGCACUGACGAGGAGAUUUACGAUUCCCAGCGAUCCCUUGCGAUGCCUCAGGAUUUCCUAGAUAUUGCCAGAGGUGGCGGUAACUCAAAUGUUGAGGAAAUACUUCUGGACCUGAAAGCGGCUCACCUUGACGUAAUUAAGAAGCAUAAUCGCCGUAAACAGAGAGCAUUCACUCAUUGCCAAGCUACUGCCGGAAGAGGUUUUAACGAGCCUGGACGCGGACUGUCUCACGCAUAUCUCAAUCAGGGAGGUAUCUUUUCAAAGGCGCGAAAAGCGGGGCGCUUGGUAUAUGAUGCUUGCCGAAAUCUUUUGCUGGCGAGUAAGAGUGAACUGCGGGAUGGUGCAGCAAGGGCUAGGGACUGCCUGCAGACCGUUGCCCAACAAGGCUACCAUUCAGUCUCAUUUAAAACAGCGGCACCGUCGCGAAUACCUCGUUAUACGCGAAAUGGGUUUAGUGCAGCGAAACUUCAUUAUAGGUUGUAUUUUGAGGCAUCCAUUCCACGAAUGCAUAAAUCUAGAGACACAACACACUUGAAAGGCACUGCCAAUGGUAAGUCUGUUCAAACGCUACGCAGCAAACCGAUAUACGAGACAAAUGAAAAUAACGGGGAGCUGCGAACCCUCCCCGUGAUGCAUCAACGAAGAGGCCACGCGCCGAUAUCCCCAGUCCACUGGGCCGGGGAUACGCCACAACAUCAAGUCACGUCUGCGGCAAUCUAA
This is a messenger RNA of Cyclospora cayetanensis, 3336 nucleotides long. RefSeq lists its product as uncharacterized. Gene Ontology annotation, cellular component: cytoplasm. The coding region runs from base 1 to 3336 and encodes 1111 amino acids. The record is from RefSeq and is a predicted model, not a curated record. Lineage: Eukaryota; Apicomplexa; Conoidasida; Eucoccidiorida; Eimeriidae. The transcript is spliced from 10 exons.